AUGGGAGAAAACCAUAUCUAUCUAUCUAUCUAUCUAUCUAUCUAUCUAUCUAUCUAUCUGUUAUGGGCUUAUUUUGUCUUCCCUUUCAAAGCUUUCUCUGCUUUUCUUCUUCCUUUUAUAAAUGAGUCUCGUUUUCAUACCAUUUUCAAUUCUCAUUACAGACAGAUAGUUCAAUUCUUUUUUUUUUUUCUUACAGUUAUUUUUCACGUUCAACUCGCAAUUUUCAUCAAGUGUAUUAUUCCUUUCUCUCCAAUUUCAGCCGAUCUAUUCUCGAUCAGAAAUAUUUCCCUCCCUCGUAGCAUUUAUAAAGUCUUUCUUUCUACCGCCAUCUUCUUUUACAUGUCUCAGCGUCUUUUCUCUUUUUUUGUUUAUUUAAUUCAACUUGUUCCCGCUUCCUCUCUUUCUCCAUUCUCUACCUGUUUCCCCAAAUCUAUCUAUCUAUCUAUCUAUCUAUCUAUCUAUCUAUCUAUCUAUCUUAGUCUGUUCAUAUCUAUCUUAACUAUUCAGAAUUAUCUAUCUAGCUAUGUUAGUCAGUUCAUAUCUAUCUAUCUAUCUAUCUAUCUAUCUAUCUAUCUAUCUAUCUAUCUAUCUAUCUAUCUCACCCUGAUUAGAUAUUUCUCUUUCUUUAUCUUUCUAUCUCACCAUGUUAAUAUUAUAAUUGGACUUAAUAUGAUAUUUCAUGGAAAUCAUAUGUUACUCUCUCUCUCUCUCUCUCUCUCUCUCUCUCUCUCUCUCUCUCUCUCUUUUACUAUCUAUGUUUUCUUCUUAUUCAUAAGUGAACUGUUCAUCCUUCAAGCUUUUUCUUCCAACUGUCCAUCGGCUUAUUCCCUAAAUCAGCGUCGACGCACCGCCAACUUUAUAUACCAACGAGCUCUUCUCCGAAAGAAAUCAAUACUGUCGUUUCGGCUUUUAAAAUUCAGCAGCUUCUCCAUUUUGCUUUUUCUUUAUUAUUCGCCGAUCAUUUUCUUUCUUUCAUUUUUACUCGAAUUUUUAUACCUUUGCUUGUUUUUGCUUUCCUAUCGCACUAUUUUUGGAGGAGUAUUUAUAGCUCCAUCUUUCUUUUUAUCUCUUUGCGAUAUACAUUUUGACUUCCUCUUUUUUUUCUCUUUAUUCGCUGUCAUCCAGCCAUAUUUAUCGUUUUCUCUUCCUUCAGCACUUUCCCUUUCUUCUCCUAAAUCCGAAAACUUUCAUUCAUUCGUUCUUUCUUCAUUUCUUUUUUAUUUCUUUCUUUCUUUCUUUCUUUCUUUCUUUCUUUCUUUCUUUCUUUCUUUCUUUUUUUUCUUCUUUCUUUCUUUUGUUUUACGACCACUUUCUUUCCGCCAACGGUUUCUCGUCUUCUUUCCUUUUGUCAUCUUUAUCCUCUUCCCCUCUCUUCUUCGUUUCCGCUUGCACACAAUAACUUUGGACAUCUCCGGAAAUCAGCACACAUGCCUCUCCUCGCCUUUCUCUCCCGCUAUCUAUCUAUCUAUCUAUCUAUCUAUCUAUCUAUCUAUCUAUCUAUCUAUCUAUCUAUCUAUGUCUUAUUCAGUUUCUUCCAAGACUAAGCAAUCACCAUUCAUAAUUGGCGUAUGUUUUUGA
Messenger RNA from Acanthosepion pharaonis, 1578 nucleotides. NCBI's taxonomy places the organism in Eukaryota, Metazoa, Mollusca, Cephalopoda, Sepiida, Sepiidae. The record is from the annotation of a GenBank genome assembly.